Molecule: messenger RNA, 597 nt
Organism: Paraglomus occultum
Lineage: Eukaryota; Fungi; Glomeromycota; Glomeromycetes; Paraglomerales; Paraglomeraceae
Source: the annotation of a GenBank genome assembly
AUGCUCCAACAGUCUACCCGAAACGGGAACGACGGCAUGGUGACCUCAGUGCCUGUUGAUUCUUCGGUUUCGCAAAUAUUAGAUUCCUUUCUCUACGCAAAUACGGAUCCCUCAAACGAGCCUACGCAAACUUUAGAUACGACUGUACGGUCGCCGCUGGUUCCAAUAAAGCCUCUAAUGUCUUCACAAAAGGUUACUACUGAACUUAGAGUUCGACUUCAGACUACCGGUGAACGAUCUAAUGUAUCACACGACAAAGUUUUAACGAUAGAAGAGCUUGAUACGACAUUAGAUGCCUCAAAUGACUCGAUACGUCCUUCCUUGAACACGGCUUUACCCUCAUCAGCUGCUCCAGUACAAGCUGAGACGCCGCCUCCACCCUCCAGGCCAAGGAGUAGUCGUAAACGGAAAGCCGAAAGUCUCGAGAAAGAGGCCCGUGUGAGAGACGAGGUUCUUAGGAAUCGGACCACAGCACAGCUGUCUCGUAACAAAAAGCGACAGCAGUUGAUUAAUCUUUAUCAUUUGAUUCAACCGGUGACUCACAAAUACAGUAAAGCGUGUAUAAAUUUAGUUAGCCGCAGCGUUAUUGUUCCGUAA